AUGGAGCCUUGCUGGUUGCUGCUGGUGUGUGGGGCUGUGCUGGGGGUGGCAGAGACCACGACGGCUCUGGCUAUUCUGGCAUCUUCCCCUCCCACCGUGGUGGCUUCCACAGCGUCCUCCAGCGUGGAGCCAAGGGCUGCUUCUGCCCUGGCUGGUGCCCCAGGGCCUGACCCAGCCCUGACCAAGGCUCGUGCUCACCUCCGUUCAGAGGAGCCACGGAUGAACUUCUCCCUGAGGCUGGUGGAUGGAGAGCACGCAGGGGAUCCCAAUGACGUGAAGACAACUCAUGUGUUCAUUCCUGGAUCUCCCAUCCAUGUGGAGGCCAGGGUGGAGUUCAGUCCUGGCAUCUCCCUGAAGAUCUAUGUGGACGAAUGCUACGGGACAGACUCCAAGCACCUAGGCCGCUCCAGGAGGAUCUACGUGGUUGUGAACAACCGAGGAUGUCUGCGUGCCCAGAAGCUGGGGAGUGUUACCUGGCACCGGAGAGGGGCRUCUGCCCUCCAGCUGAUCAUCCCAGCCUUCAUGCUGAGCGAUGAGCCUGAAGAAGAGGUCUUCCUGCACUGCCUGCUCGCCGCCUGGGGCACCGAGGCUGCCCGAAGGCAUGGCCAGAAAUCCUGCUACUACAGYGAUGCCUCUGCCAGCUGGCAGAAUGUGGAGGACCCUUCCCAGAGCGCCCUGUGUGACUGCUGUGACGCUCAUUGCCCUGCUGGUGGUGGCUUCCCUCGAGAGCUGCCAGACUUCCCAGGAGAGGGGAUGCUCCACCAGAAGAUGGUUGGACCUCUGCKGAUACAGAAGGAAACACCAUGGUAUGAAGCACGGUGCCACACGGUGAAGAGGCUCCUGCUGGCCAGCACGGYGUUUGUGGGCAGCGCCCUGGUGGCAGCUGCCCUCCUGGGAGGCCUCCUCGUCCUGGGCUUGGCCGUGUCCCGCUUGCACCGACGCACCGGGAGGCGCCGGCCGCUGAAGACGAGGCAGCGCUACCCCUUCCACGCAGAGCUGCAGACUGUGGUGGGGGCUCUCGCCGUCUCCGAAGGCUCAGGGAAACAGCAGGAGUCCAGUGUAGAUUAUUCCAGCCCAAAGCACGGCACAGCUUGAUGCCCGAAACCCCUCUUUCUCCCCAGUACAAGUUAAUUUCUCUAAAGCUUGUCCUGCAGCUCAUUCUCCCUUGCAGGAAGAAGUAGUCCCCCAGAGACUGAAGGGAGCCGUGCCGGGCAGCCUCACCCAGCGCUAAGGCACGGCAGUGACACAUCCACUAGGCCAGCUGGCCCUGCUUCCCCAGCCUGGGCUGUGCAGUUCCAAAGUGGRUGUUGUAGGAGGCAGCGGCUCCAGCUGGGAUGAGCCUGCCCUGGAGAACCAGAGCUGUGGGCUGCAGCAGCCGAGCAGGUCUGAGGUGGUAACUGCUCCCAGGCCACUGUCCCUAGGCUCUCCUGUAAAUUGGCUAAUGGGUUGAAGAGAGUAAGGGCAUCCUUGAUGCCUCUGGGACAUGAAUAGGUUCAGGGUCCUGCUGUUGGCCACUUGGGYUGUGGGCUGGGACAUCCAGCUCUUUGUGAAGGGGCCUUCCUGCUGGUACAGAGGAGGAUGCAGGGCUUGCUCUCAUCACCUGAGGGCUGUGGAGGGCUCCUCAUGGCUGCUCCUCUCUUCAGGGCUGGGUCUGGUACAAGCCC
This is a messenger RNA of Nothoprocta perdicaria, 1664 nucleotides long. RefSeq lists its product as uncharacterized. Gene Ontology annotation, molecular function: acrosin binding. The transcript is spliced from 8 exons. Bases 1 to 1095 code for a protein of 364 amino acids. Lineage: Eukaryota; Metazoa; Chordata; Aves; Tinamiformes; Tinamidae. Gene Ontology annotation, cellular component: extracellular matrix. The record is from RefSeq and is a predicted model, not a curated record. Gene Ontology annotation, biological process: egg coat formation; positive regulation of acrosome reaction; binding of sperm to zona pellucida.